Molecule: messenger RNA, 1530 nt
Organism: Dacryopinax primogenitus
Lineage: Eukaryota; Fungi; Basidiomycota; Dacrymycetes; Dacrymycetales; Dacrymycetaceae
Exons: 5
Coding region: 1-1530 (509 amino acids)
Source: RefSeq, a predicted model, not a curated record
AUGACCGUCCUCUCGACGUCUCGCGGCCUGCGCAGGCCCAUGGCACUCAUAGUGCUCGCAGUCCUUACAAGCGUAUUCGGCUCGCUGUACGCUAUCUCCUGGGUUGGAAGCUUGUCUCCGACGAUGACCUUCCGCUGGCCAUUCUCUUUCCCCGCCCUCUCCCCCACGGACCUCAACGCGUCUUACUCCCCUACCUCCUUCCCCUCCUCCUCCGACCUGGAUGCUGCAGACGGGCCUCCGAUAUCGAUAAUAAUAAUAUGGAAAAAUGAUGUUCAACCGUACAUGUCCAACUUCCUCCAGUCUGUGCUGGCCAACGCCCGUUCGUUGGAAGUCCUCUGGGUGGGCGUCAAGUGGGCACACGAAGACGCAUGCUUCGACCCUCUAGAACUGGUGGAAGAUCGCCACCGGGUGGAGGCGAACGUCCGUCUGUUGUGUUUGAGCGAGGACGAGUAUUGGGAGAUGCACAGAGACUAUUUUUGCGAGCGCUGGAACUGCUCAGACGUGGAGAGGAAGCUAGUUCUGGACGCGAUGAUCGAGCGCCAACAGCGGGACUACCAACACUCGUUUUUCCGCCUCUGGAGGGGGUACGUCUUUCGCCACCACCUCAAUCCUGGCGCUCGCUGGUGGGGCUGGGCAGACCCGGACACCUUUCUCGGGAACUUCGACACCCAGUUCCCCUGGGAUGCAGAAGCGUUCGACGUGUUCGUCCCCGCUUCGCCGCACACGCUGCUCUACCUUCGGGGACAUCUGUGUUUCUUUCGCACAGGCACGAACGUGGAGGACAAGCUCAAUUCCUACCCUAACCUCAUCUCCCCCGACGCGUAUCUCGAGAAACACAAAGUGGGGCAAUACACUGCCAUGGAAGAAGCCGAAUUCUCCGCUUUCAUCUUUCGGUCUAACAUCUCCUUUCUCCUUUCUUCCUCUUCUCUCGUCGACAUCCCCCUAGGUGCAGUAGCCCUCAACACACCGACGUUCGCCAGCCUCAAGGGGGUGUACAUGCCUUACUCUCUUCCUCCCUCCCUGCCGGACUGGCCAGAGAUCCCGGUCUUGGGGCUCCCGGGGGAAUGCGCGUCGUGCCCCCGGCCAACGGGGAGACGGCCGACCUUCUCCGAGGAGGGGGUGACGCGUCCCGUAAGCCUGCGAAGAGGGGCGUACGAGGGAGACCUGUGGUUCCCCAGCGAGUGGGCGACGGAGUACCUCCCUGCACUCCAUCCCCCUGAUGAGAAGGGUUGGACGGUCUUCGUCGGUCGUGGAGGGUGGGAAGGAGGUCCAGAAGGGGUGUGGGAGCGCCGCGAGCCACCCCCACCAUCAAUCGACGUACCUGUCCUCUCCCACCUAUCUAACGCCAAGCCUCAGCCAACACAGACCGUCCCGCUACGAGAAGGACUGUAUAUCCAUUUCUUCCACCAGAAACACGCGGAUUGGUUUCCUGGCCCGAGGCUGGAGGAGGGUGGCGUGCUGAUGAGUGUUUUUAUGCAAGGGGGAGAGGUUUGGCAGGCGGGGAAGAGGGUGUGGAGGAGUGGGCAAUAG